Molecule: messenger RNA, 1299 nt
Organism: Monosiga brevicollis MX1
Lineage: Eukaryota; Choanoflagellata; Craspedida; Salpingoecidae
Exons: 2
Coding region: 1-1299 (432 amino acids)
Source: RefSeq, a predicted model, not a curated record
AUGCAAGGGCCAGUCAGAGAAAAGAGCAUCCCAUGGUGCUGUUUCAGAGAUAUACCGACCAAACGCCACACCAUUCAACCGUUUUUUUUUCUCAUCUCUCUCUCUCUCUCUCUCUCUCUCUCUCUCUCGAAUCGGAUCAAAGCCAGAGGGGCGGCCCGGGCGGCAACGGGAGAGAGUCAGUCACUGGCGCGUCUGUGGCUGGUGCCAAAGAGCUGUGCGGUGAUUGAUUUAGUUACCGAGGCGGCGCGGCCAGUGCCGACGGUGCCGUCCUUGCCGGCGAUGAUGGCGGAGCAGCCGGGGGCGCCAGCUGCGGAAACUUCGUCCGGGCUGGCACAUUUGCAAAGUGCGGUGCAAGAAGUGCAUGAGGCAGCUACGACGGCCCAGGUCUGGACGCGCACCAUGCGAGAUACAAAGCUGUCCGAGGGAGUCCACCAGGCUUUGACGACGCACAGCAAACUGUUCCAGCAACUACAGGAUACCGGUCGCAACGUGAGCAAGUUUCGCAUGACGCCAGAGGGCAACAAUUGGUGGAUCAAGGUCAAGACCUUUCUCGAGCGCUGGGCCGGUGGCGCUGUCUCAGCCUCGGUCAUGGGGCGGCUGCUCCAGACGGAUCCCUUUCUCAAGAAAACCUUUGCCGUGAGCUACGAGGCGAGUCGUCGCGCCCUGUUGUUGGCGGACAAGGGCUACGAGCCCUGUCCCGCGGAUUGGGAAACCGCUGGUCUUGAUAACUUUGUGUUUUUUGAGCUUCGGAGCCUCAAGGCCUCGGACGCACGGGAUCCGGAAAAGUAUCGUGCAGCCAUCCGCAAGCUUCUGGAGGUGGCGCUGCGCAGCGGCAUCAUCUGCUGCAUCUCUCUGACGGGCGCCCCCAUUAUUGGUUGGCGCGGCAACGAGGCCCACCUGCGCUACCACAUCAACGCUUGGCCGUUCAUCAUGGCCGUGGCCGAGAGCGAGGUGCAGCUGCGUCCCACCGACUAUGCUGGCCUGGUCAUUCCCAACAACAACCCCAAACCCAGCCUGGGUCGACCCAAGAACGCCGACAAGCGCGCCAGCACUGCCUCGGUCACCACUGAUGCCGAGACCACCGACGGCUCGACCCCUGCCACCGUCGAUACCAGUGCAGCCCCCGUGGCCGUCACCACAGCCCCGGGCGUGGUUGCUGACGAUGCCAGCGGCAACAUGGUGACAAGUGCCGAGGCCGAGUCAAGUAGCAACGGGGUCACCAUCAUCCCUGUGGGCCAGGUUGAAUCGUCCGGUGAACCCGCUGCCAAAUCAGCGCGUCGCGUCAAACCCGACAAUUAG